Messenger RNA from Racocetra persica, 1143 nucleotides. NCBI's taxonomy places the organism in Eukaryota, Fungi, Glomeromycota, Glomeromycetes, Diversisporales, Gigasporaceae. The record is from the annotation of a GenBank genome assembly.
AUGUCCUCUAUAGACCAUGUUUUAGUCGUCGAAAGUGCUACACAAGAGCAUCUCGUCAAUAAUUUCGAUUCAAAUUCUAUGCCAUCAAGUACACCAACAUCUUCAAACAUUUCAGAUAAUAACGGAUUAAAAGAAUCAAAGUAUUCCAAAUUUUUGCAAGCCACAAUCAGCAAAGAUAUCGAAACGCAACUAUUUUUUGAACUUUAUGGCAAUACGAAUAAGAAUAAUAAUUCACGUUGGCUUCAAACAAAAUGUUUUGUCCUUGCCAACUUGCAAUAUGGAUUCACAAAACCAGAAGAGAAUACUUAUGAUCGUUAUGUUAUGCAUUUAAUUGUUAUGAUGAGAUUUGUUUUCGAUGAUCAAAUUAAAGCUAGAACAUCGACUUUUGCUGCUUUCUACAAUUCUCAACAAGAAUCAAAAGACUAUCCGCUAUAUGAAAAAGAUAGUACAUUUUAUAUUAAUUAUCUUUUUUGUUGUCUGCUCGACAUUAAAGCAGUAGAAGGUGACUUUUUCUUUGAAGAUCUAGUUUACUCUGCAUUUCCACGUGGACGUGAUAUGUUAUUGUAUAAACGAAAAAAAGCAAACCCCCCCUCAAUUAAUAGAAAUAUAGAUUUGUCCAUGGAAAAAAUGCAAAAAUUUUUAUUAGAUUUUGAAAAAACAGAAUAUAUGGAUGAGCACUUAACUUUUAAAAAAAAUAAAGUCAGCAUCUUCAAUUAUGAUUUUAAAAAUGAAGAGUUUAUGAAUAGAUAUAGUGAUAAUCGACUCGCUCAGAAGUAUGGAAUAGAGAUGGUUGGACUCGAAAUAAUGAAAACAUAUACAUUCCUCAUGAAUAGUAAAAAAUCCAAAGAUCUUAUGUUUGAAUAUAACAUUUGGAAUGCCGAUGGUUUUGAAGAUGUGGUUUUGGCUAUUAUUAAAGGCCGUACAGUUAACAUUGGAUAUACUGUACUAGCUGAUAAAUUUUUUGGCCUGGAAAAAACAAUUAACUCAUUUUUGUUCCGGUUUCAAAGAGAAGCGAGUCAUAGACGACUCUAUCAACCAGUAGAUUAUUACUUUAUUGUUUUUUCAAUUUUUUUAGGAUUUCUCACAAUAUUGCAAACGUUGACAGGAAUAGCAUCCUUAAUCCUCCAAAUAAAUUCAAUGUAA